UGCAUGCAGGUUGCCUAGCCCUAGUUUCAUGAAAGAAAAUUUCGCUCAUGAUAAUUUAGACGCGCCUUGGUCGCGCUACCUUAGAUUCCCGUCCAGAGAGGUUUGUCUAUGACUAUGGCUUUUGCAGUUUUUUUCACUUGUGGCUUCCUCGCCCUCUCCCAUUCUUUCCUCCUGCUCCAUCAAUUUUUCCAAUGAAGCUCGACCGCCGAUUUGCAAUGGAAGCCGGCUUGAAUACCGUGGGAGAAAAUCAAGCCAACUUGGAUCUCAACUGAUUGCUCUUGGGAGAAUUCGGACACUAGAAGCUAUCGUCAAUUAAUGUCAUGUAUGGCUCAAGGUGAGAUUAGUAGAGCAGAAACUCUGAACAUCAACGAAUUGGAGAAUUUGAUGGGAAGGAAGCUAACUUACUAUUGAUCAAUCUACAAAGAUCAUGAUCAACGAAGAAAAUUGUGCAUAAUUUUUCAAGUUCCAAAAUAUAUUAAACAAGUUGACAAGUUAUCUUACGAACCAAAAAUGUUGUCCAUUGGGCCUUAUUACCAUGGAAAUUCUUCCCUGCAGUUUAUGGAGAAAGUAAAAUGGAACUGCUUAGAUUAUGUUCUUAAACUGAACUGUAGAGAAAAGUUGGAGGUCUAUCUAACAGCAAUGGAGAGUCUGGAGAAGCAGACAAGGAGUUGCUAUUCUGAGGAAGUUUCUCUAGGAAGUGACAUGUUCCUGCGAAUGAUCCUGCUUGAUGGAUGCUUUUUACUUGUUUAUCUUGGUGGAACGGAUAGCUUAGAUUGGUGCGUUAAUGAACAUAAUGCAACUGGUAGUAAUUAUCAGGGCAGAGAACCACUUCAAUACAUAAUAGCACAACAGGAGGAUAUUAUGGAGCAUGCUUCACAUAAGGGAAUAAGAAGUACUGAAAGUAUGAGAUUGCUUGCUGGUACAUCAUCCAAUUUAUGUUCAACGGAAGGUGUGGAACUUGACCAUAUUAGUACAGGCGAACAAUGCUAUGAUCGGAAGGAUCCUGACCAAUCCAAAUGUGACCCAAUUUCUGAUUGGCAUCACAGCCAUGCAUUUCGUGACCUACUUCUUCUUGAGAACCAACUACCAUUUUCCAUUGUGAAGAGAAUAUAUGGGUUACUUGUGGGAGAAGAUGCUCCAAAUCUACUUACUGAGAAGGUCUGUAAAUAUUUAGAACUCAAUAUUAAGAAGUACACAACAGUUGCUCGUAAAUUUGAUGGGCAAAAAGACUUCCACCACUUGCUCCAGUUGUGUCAUAUGUACUUCCGACCUCAACAAAGGAUUCAACCAGAGCAACAUUUUCAAAUUAGGAACAGAUGGUUGCAUCCCUCUCACCACUUUGUGGCGCACAUAUCUCAAAAGAAGUUAUUUCGAAGACUUUUCUACCAAUCCACAGACAUCUCAUGUAAGUUCUUGUCAGACACUGAAUCGGUGGCAACGAGCAGAACAAUAUCAUGAAGCUGGAAUUGAGUUUAAGAGCAAAGAGCACAACAAACAUAACCCACCUUCUCUUCUAGACAUCACUUUUGACAAGGGUAAGGUGGAGAUUCCAUGCUUGCUUAUUGAUGAAAAUACCAUUUGCCUCUUCAGGAACUUGGUUGCAUUUGAGCAAACAUGCUCGCAGUUUGGAAAUGAUGUCACUGCCUAUAUCGCUUUUAUUUCCCAGCUUGUCAGUACACCAUGUGAUGUUGCACUGCUUGCUCGCAAAGGAAUAAUCCUGCACCACUUGCGUACCGAUGAAGAAGUGUCAACUCUUUUCAGUAGGCUGGGCAAGAACGUGGACUUUGAUCAGAAUGGUGCAUACUAUCUUAAUCCAGUUUGCCGUAUGAUGGAAGAGUAUUAUCAGAAUCGCGUAAAUAGAUGGAUGGCCUGGUUGUGGCAUAACCAUCUCAGAAAUCCAUGGUUGGUCUUAGCGGUAGUAGCAGCAGCUAUCGUUCUUCUCUGCACGGUUAUCCAAUCAUUGUUAGCCUUGCUUGCGUAUUUGGAUCAAACAACAGAUACUGAUUAGGCAACUAGGUGCGCACUAGUUUACCCAACCCAUAAGGAGACAGUCUACUUGUAGUUGUCUUAAUAGAAGGUUAAAUGCUUCUGUGUUUUCUGUCA
This is a messenger RNA of Triticum aestivum (bread wheat), 2103 nucleotides long. RefSeq lists its product as uncharacterized. The transcript is spliced from 2 exons. NCBI's taxonomy places the organism in Eukaryota, Viridiplantae, Streptophyta, Magnoliopsida, Poales, Poaceae. Bases 511 to 1458 code for a protein of 315 amino acids. The record is from RefSeq and is a predicted model, not a curated record.